GAGUGGAUGACGUUUGCGUGGGACUCUGAAAACCAGUCAGAGUGGCACCUCUUACUUUUCCACUGACAAGAAACAACCCCAGUCCUCCAACUUUAAUCUUCAUUUAUCACCUUUGAGCACCAUGUUUGCCGUCAGAAACGCUCUCCGCCUGAGCUCCAGGUUGUCCAUCCCCGCCGUGGCGAGGAGAGGAUGCGCCGGAGCUGCGGUCCCGGUGGACGACGUGGUGAACGGACUCACAGAGGAGCAGAUACAGCUCAGGCAGAUGGUCCGUAAAUUCUGCGUGGAAAAACUUGGACCGUAUGCCGAUGACAUUGACAAGAACAACGAGUUUCCAGGACUGCGGGAUUAUUGGAAAGCAAUGGGAGAGCUGGGACUGCUGGGCAUCACUGCUCCAGUGGAAGACGGAGGCACGGGGUUGGGCUACAUGGAACAUAUCAUUGUGAUGGAGGAAAUGUCACGGGUGUCAGCCGCCAUCGCUCUCAGUUAUGGCGCCCACUCGAAUCUUUGUGUCAACCAGCUGGUGCGUCACGCCAAUCCCAAACAGAAGGAGAAGUACAUGCCAAAGUUAUUGACAGGAGAGCAUGUCGGCGCGCUGGCCAUGAGUGAACCUAAUGCUGGUUCUGAUGUCGUCUCCAUGAGACUCAGAGCUACUAAGAAAGGUGACUACUAUGUUCUAAAUGGCAACAAGUUCUGGAUCACCAACGGGCCGGAUGCUGAUGUCCUGAUCGUUUAUGCGAAGACAGAUCCCGAGUCGCAUCAAAAAGGGAUCACUGCGUUUAUUGUUGAAAAGGGUAUGCCGGGGUUCUCCACAGCUCAGAAACUCGAUAAACUCGGCAUGAGAGGAUCCAACACCUCGGAGCUCAUCUUUGAGGACUGCAAGAUUCCUGAGAAGAACGUGUUGGGUUCUCUGAACAAAGGCGUGUACGUGAUGAUGAGCGGCUUGGAUAUGGAGAGGCUCGUGCUCGCUGCUGGACCUGUAGGCAUCAUGCAGGCAGUUUUGGAUGCUGCUAUUCCUUACCUGCAUGUUAGAGAGGCCUUUGGACAGAAGAUUGGACACUUUCAGCUGAUGCAGGGGAAGAUGGCCGACAUGUACACCAGGCUGAGCUCCUGUCGGCAGUACCUUUACAACGUUGCCCGAGCUUGUGACAAAGGACACUCCAGCUCAAAGGACUGUGCCGGAGUGAUCCUGUAUUCUGCUGAGAAUGCCACUCAGGUUGCUUUAGACGGUAUUCAGUGUUUGGGCGGGAAUGGCUACGUGAAUGACUAUCCGAUGGGGCGAUUCCUUCGAGACGCAAAGCUGUAUGAGAUCGGAGCGGGCACGAGUGAAGUCCGCAGGAUCAUCAUCGGACGAGCCUUCAACUCCAUGUUCAAAUAGAGACGACAGACAAGUUUCAAUCCAUAAAAACGAGGGAUCUGUUGUGAAUGAACAGUUUCCGUCACCCAGGACCUUACGGUUUGAGUUGCCGCUGCCGUUAAGAUGAUUUACUGCCAUUUUAAUCAUUUAUAAUCUGCAAUAAAUCAAGAACUGACAGUGAUGUUACAGCCUGACUGGCAGCAGACAAAGCUAAGAGCAUUGAGAUUUAUUUGUUUGUUUUAGGUUAGCUGUAGUUUUAUUUUCAGUCACUUAAAUGAUAAUUACAAUUAAUGAGCCUGAUCAGUGCUCAGGAUGGUGGAGGUGAAACAUUUCAUUCAGAGCUCCACAUCUGCUUUGAACAGUAGAUUAAAUGAGGCAAAAAGGCCAAUUUAUAAACUGAAGCUGCAGACUGAGCACACAAAGUCUGUGUUGCUUUGGUUCCAUUCAUCACAUGUAAAAUACAAAAAACUCAUUAUUUCAGUCUGAUCGUCCCCUGUGAAUUUAUACGAUUCAACUGUGGUUGUUUCUAAAUUAAAUACCUAUUUCAGACCUCGAUAAACAGUUUUCUUGAUGCCAAUUCAAUCUGAAAUUAUCCAAAAGAAAA
Molecule: messenger RNA, 1958 nt
Organism: Nematolebias whitei (Rio pearlfish)
Lineage: Eukaryota; Metazoa; Chordata; Actinopteri; Cyprinodontiformes; Rivulidae
Gene: ivd
Product: isovaleryl-CoA dehydrogenase
Exons: 12
Coding region: 122-1375 (417 amino acids)
Biological process (GO): L-leucine catabolic process
Cellular component (GO): mitochondrion
Molecular function (GO): flavin adenine dinucleotide binding; 3-methylbutanoyl-CoA dehydrogenase activity
Source: RefSeq, a predicted model, not a curated record